AUGUGGAAAGCAGUGGUACUGGCUGUGUGUCUGCUGGUGGCUGGGGUUCAGCCCAUUGACGUCCCAACAUAUGGAGUGAAGCUAUGUGGCCGUGAGUUCAUCCGGGCAGUCAUCUUCACCUGUGGAGGCUCUAGAUGGAGACGCUCACUCAGGAGUUCAGAUGAUUCAGAGGACCCAUUCAGCUCCAGUCAGAUGGAGUCCUCGGAGGGCUUGAUUCACAAUCCUGUGGUGGAGAGUCUCCUCCAGAGGAACAGAGAUCUGAGCUUCACCACUACAGACAGCCAUGAGGGAGUGUUCAGCAGGCCAGCCCGUUCUUUCAUCACUGAAGAAAUCCUGCAAGCCCUACGCAAGGCUGACCGCAAGGGCCGGGACGUAGUGGUGGGCCUGUCCAAUGCCUGCUGCAAGUGGGGCUGCAGCAAGAGCGAGAUCAGCUCCCUGUGCUGAGUCAACCUUCGCCAUAUGAGUGAACAAACUGGCAGACAUAUACACAAGUACACAAACAGACACACACUCCUUUUUUUCCACUUGUCAUGCAUUUAAGACAUUCUUUAUUGAGUUAAACUAUUGUGAACUGUUUAAUUUGUUCUUUGUUUGAAUUGUAAGGAAAGGGCUGCCAUGUGUUUUAAAUGUUUACAUUUUAUUUUAUGGUUACAAAUGAACAGCCUUAAUUAUUAGUCUUGAACCAAGCAGUUUUGUCUUGUCCAAUAAUUGUCACACACAUUGUAAUAAACGUUUUUCUGC
This is a messenger RNA of Trematomus bernacchii (emerald rockcod), 741 nucleotides long. RefSeq names its product relaxin 3a (gene rln3a). The record is from RefSeq and is a predicted model, not a curated record. Gene Ontology annotation, molecular function: hormone activity. The transcript is spliced from 2 exons. Gene Ontology annotation, cellular component: extracellular region. The coding region runs from base 1 to 444 and encodes 147 amino acids. Lineage: Eukaryota; Metazoa; Chordata; Actinopteri; Perciformes; Nototheniidae.